Monascus purpureus is the source of this 408-nucleotide messenger RNA. Lineage: Eukaryota; Fungi; Ascomycota; Eurotiomycetes; Eurotiales; Aspergillaceae. The record is from the annotation of a GenBank genome assembly.
AUGGAAGCUAUACAGGCUCUAAUAGAUCACUGUGGCGGCGUUGAGGCUGCAGAUAUGGCGUCUCUGCCCGAUAACGAGGGCCGGCCCCCGCUACACUGGGCCUUAGCUGUCGUUGUCUGCAAUUAUGCAGACAUAGUUGACCCAGAUAAAAUUACGUCACGGAUGGAAAGCACUGUCAAAAUGCUUCUUGGCGUCAAACCAGACACCGUCUACGCACAGGAUCAGUACGGUGCCACAGUCUUUCAUUACGCGGUCAAUAACAACACGGGCCAUGGGGCAAAUAUUGAAGCCAUCAGGCUGCUUGUGCACGCCAACCAGCUUCCCGAUACACUCAACGCAGAAAUGAUCUGGGUGCAACCGCUCUUAGACAGGCAAUGGAGCCCCAUAAAUUCGUCCCUGGUGUUCUAG